AUGGGGAGCUCUUCCACGGAUAACCUGCGGGUUUUCCUGCGCGACAUUCGGGAGGUUCUCGAGGCUCCAUCGACGGUUUCUGACGAUGAAUUGGCGCGUCUGGCCAGAGUCUGUGACUCUCUGUUGGCUCGCUUUCCCACCGCCGAGGAUGCUUACCUGGAAAUGCGCUCCGCAGUGCCAAAAUCAGAUCAAGAGUGUCCAUUUCGUGGUCUUCCAGUGGCGCACUUGAGUCUACGCUCGUGUCGCCAGAAGGGAAACUUGCAGAGAGCUGAGAGAAAGGGCUUUCUGGACGCUGCACUCAGCAUUCGAUGCACUGGAAGAUUCUUCGGCGGCUUCCUGGACGGAUGGUUACUGCUGUACGGCAGUCCGACUGGGGAUUUGCGCCCCAGAACCACGAUUAGGGUGGCCAAAGCCUGGGAUUGCGCAACUGGCGAGGAGUUCAGGUGGCCAGAGAGGGUCUUUGGAGUGGAGGAUCUUUCAGGAGCAUGUUCCUUCUUCCAGGCUCCUUCAACUGAGGAGAAGUCCUCUUGGCUCCUGGCCUUGUCAGGCAACGCACAAGAAGAAGAGGCUUCUGCAGUUCCAAGUGCAAGUGAAGAAGAUGGGAUUUAUGUGGAGCCUGAUGAAGUCAGUGGACCCACUCGUGAGGAACUCAACAGAUCCUUCAAUUACGACACGCCCAGAACGCCGCCCAGGCGUGUGGAAAAUGAGCAAUUUCGUCACAAGUAUGAGGAUAUCAAGUCCAAGAUCGCUUCACAGCUACUCUUGACGCCUCCUUCGGCCUCCAGAACGCCUCCAGCGCCCGCUCAGCCGCCGGCCGCCCAGAGCUCGGGCAUCUGGUGGUUCCGCAGACGCAGGAAAGAUAGCCAAGCGUCCAAGAAACCACCCACCAAUGAUCCCACAUAUGAAGUCAUCGAAACGAAGUGAUUCAAUCUUUU
Messenger RNA from Phlebotomus argentipes, 935 nucleotides. RefSeq lists its product as uncharacterized. Bases 1 to 924 code for a protein of 307 amino acids. Lineage: Eukaryota; Metazoa; Arthropoda; Insecta; Diptera; Psychodidae. The transcript has 4 exons. The record is from RefSeq and is a predicted model, not a curated record.